AUGUUGAAGUGGACGGCAUCGGCACAGCGCCUGAACGAGAUUCCCGUGCAGCAGGAUCAGCAUCAGGAUGCGAGUGAGACGACCCAGAGGAGGCGACUCCAGAGGAGGCAGCGCCGUCAGCGGAGGGCAACCAUAGCCAACAAGGAGAAUGUGCCCGAUACAGUGGGCUACACCUCCACGCCAGUGCCCAUUUCGCGGCGACUCAAUAGUCCCCUGGUUCUGGCCCCCCUCUCCGAUAUACGCAACGUCACCCCGGAGGCGGUGGCCAGGAGUCAGGCGGCACCACAACGGGUGCAGAGUGUGCGAUAUGCCACCACCUUGCCACGCUUCGCCGAGGAUUACUCGCCCAAUGGUCUGCCAAGUGGCCAGCACUUGGCGCUGAGGGGUCUGGCUGCCCUGGAUCCUUUUGUGGGUCAACCGCGCUACAUUGUGGGAUCGGGAGCAGCGGGUGUCAGCCAGCUGAGGCAGCGCAAGCUGGAUGAUGACUUUGUGGCCACCUUGGAGGUGCCGGAGGUACCGGAGGUCCGAGUACCGAAACCCUCCAGCAAAUUGAACCCACGCCCCAGCACUCCGCAGCCAGCUUCCACGCAAAUGGGCGAUCAGACUUUGGAUCGCCUCAUCGAUGCCAUUCUGGACUCCGCCUGCAAGGCAGAUGUUAGCAGCAAGAAGAAGCCCCGGCGAUCUACCUUCAAUCUGCGCAGGCGCACCUUGGUGAAACAGCAAAUGGAGUCGAAUUGCCCACAGGAGGUGCUGUCGCCAUCCUAUGCACCUGGCGAUGAUCCAGCUGCAGACCUGAGCUUCGGCCUGGUGCCCCUGCCCAUGCAGAAUCUGAUGGCCACUCCCGAGCCGGCCUCUCCAUUGGCCAAAAUUCCACACAACAUGCUCAUCCAACUGGCCACUCCGGCGCCCUGCGACAACACUUUUUGCCUGGAGACCCCAGUGAAGACUUUGAAAAGGGGCCGCAAGGAGAUCAUCGCCAAGGAGUCGCCCAUUAAGCGCUACAAGGUCGACGAGCGCAAUUACUUCGAGGUGGGAUUGGCCCUGCCCUCGUCUAUAUAUGUCUAA
Molecule: messenger RNA, 1065 nt
Organism: Drosophila subpulchrella
Lineage: Eukaryota; Metazoa; Arthropoda; Insecta; Diptera; Drosophilidae
Exons: 1
Coding region: 1-1065 (354 amino acids)
Source: RefSeq, a predicted model, not a curated record